AAUUAAAUUUGUAGCAGCGAAAUUUGUAUAAAAGUUGUUAUUGAAAUGUUACAAACCUAUCCCAUACUUUCAAAUUCAAUAGUUAACCUAUGGCAUCAGUCAAAUAAACUUCUUAGCCAUGGCACCGAUUUACAAAUUCAACGAAACUUUGCUGACAAGGGUAAAGAUAAAGAUGAUGGAAAAUUGCAAAAGUUAAGCCUGCAGGAUGUGGACGUGGUUGGCAAGCGGGUGUUUAUGCGCGUCGACUUCAAUGUCCCCAUGAAGGAAGGCAAGAUCACCAACAAUCAACGCAUUAUGGCGGCGCUGCCCAGCAUUAAAUAUUUGCUGGAGAAAAAAUCGAGAUCUGUGGUGCUGGCUUCCCAUUUGGGCCGUCCGAAUGGUAAAAAGAAUUCGAAAUUUUCAUUGAAACCCGUUGCCAAAGAACUGGAAAAGUUGCUAAAACGCCAAGUGAGCUUCAUUCCCGACUGUGUGGAUGAAUCGGUUUUGAAAGCGAUCCAGAAUCCGCCAGAGGGCACUCUCAUGUUACUCGAGAAUCUGAGAUUCUAUGCGGAGGAAACGGGCAGCAGCAAAGACAAAAACAAAAAAAAAGUCAAGGCCGAUCCUGUUAAGGUUAAAGCGUUUCGCUCUAAAUUGGCGAAAUACGGUGAUAUCUAUGUGAAUGAUGCCUUUGGCACAGCCCAUCGAGCGCACAGCUCGAUGAUGGGCGAGGGCUAUAAAGUGCGCGCUGCAGGAUUUUUGUUGGAUAAGGAGCUGAAGUACUUUGCCAAGGCGCUGGAUAACCCGAAGAGACCAUUCAUGGCCAUUUUGGGCGGGGCCAAGAUAGCUGACAAGAUCCCAUUAAUUAACAAUCUGCUGGACAAGGUGGAUCAGAUGAUUGUGGGCGGCGGCAUGGCGUUCACAUUUCUGAAGGUCAUGAAAAAUAUGGAAAUUGGCAAAUCGCUCUUCGAUGAGAAGGGCGCCAAGAUGAUCAAAGAUAUUAUGAAAUCGGCUGCGAAGAAGAAAGUGAAAAUUUUGCUGCCCGUCGAUUUUCGUUGCGCCAAAAAGCUGGACAAGGACUUCGGUGAGAUAAAGAACAUCGAUGUAAAGCAGGGCGUGCCCAAGGAUCAGAUGGGCCUGGACAUAGGCAAUAAAACGAUACAGCUAUUUGGCUCGGCCAUUGUGGAGGCCAAGACGAUUGUAUGGAACGGCCCACCCGGUCUCUUUGAGAACGAUAAAUUUGCCCUUGGCACCAAGGAGUUGCUGGACGCCGUCAUUUGUGCCACAAGGAAGGGCGCUACGACAAUCGUGGGCGGUGGCGAUACGGCCACAGCCUGCAAGAAAUUCGGCGGCAGCGACAAAGUCUCGCAUGUCUCCACCGGCGGUGGGGCGGCGCUGGAGCUGCUAAAGGGCAAGAAACUGCCAGGCGUAGCGGCAUUAUCAAAUGCCAAGAAGUGAUCG
Molecule: messenger RNA, 1437 nt
Organism: Drosophila arizonae
Lineage: Eukaryota; Metazoa; Arthropoda; Insecta; Diptera; Drosophilidae
Biological process (GO): gluconeogenesis; glycolytic process
Cellular component (GO): cytosol
Molecular function (GO): ADP binding; ATP binding; phosphoglycerate kinase activity
Source: RefSeq, a predicted model, not a curated record